AUGGAAGACAUCGAAACAGAAACAAUUAAAUAUUUUUAUGCCACUAGUGCAUCUAUAAGUCCAUUUAUUGUUGGUGUACUUUUCCUUAAUUUUGUAUAUUUGUUUUUAAGAAUGCCAUUUCAUUCUUUUAUGUUUCAUUUACAUUUAUUAUUAUUUUGUGGGUGUUUUAUAUUGAAAAUAGCUAUUUAUUUUGUGCAACCAUUUUUAAAAUCAUAUUUAUUUUGGACAUCACAAACAUUAUUAUAUUGUGGGUUAACAUAUACUAUUUAUUCUAUUGUAUAUAUAUUUUUUACUCAAAGUAAUAAAAAGAAAUAUGUUAAUAGUGUUAUUUUACCAGGAGGAGUAUUUUAUUUUAUGUUUGUUGUAAUGGUACAUUCAUUAUGGUAUGAAUGGGCAACAACAAUUAUGUUAGUAUAUACUGCAUUAUUUUGUACUAUAUUAAUGAUUGUAAUUUUAUUAUUUAUAUUUUUUGUAAGAUCAUUUGGUUCAAAAAGAGUAGUAUUAUUUGUUGAUAUUAUCUUAUUUAUUGUAACAUUUAUUUUAUUUAUUGAUAUAAUUAGUUGUAUUGCAUCAGCAAUUAUUUUAUAUCCAGGUUGUUUUAUUCAUCCACUUGUUGAUUUAAUAAAUUCAUUGUUAAUAACAUCAUUAGUUGUUAUAUUAACUGAUGGUUUAUUAUUUUUUAGAGCAUUUAGUGGAUAUAAAGGAAUUUUAGUAGAUGAAGAAAAUACUCUUGUUACUACAAAAACUUCAAUUGAUAUCGAAUUUCUUCUUCAUAGACAAACAAUUAAACAAACUGAACAUAGUGUAGUUGGUUCAACUAUUUUCCUUGGUAAAACUGUGUCAUAUAAACAAGUUGCAUUAGAAGAAUUAUUAAAUCAAAAAACUUUAAAUGAUGAUUUAAUAAAAUUAAAGUCACUGCAUCAUCCUAAUAUCCAACAAACAGAAGGAAUUUCUAUAACUAAUUUAAAUGUAUAUGUUAUUUAUAAUCAUCAUUUUUUACCAUCAAUGGAAUCAAUAUUUGAAACUAAAGACACAUUCAAUGAUUAUCAAAUUAUACAAAUUAUGAAAGGAUUAACGAGUGCUUUAUUAGAACUUCAAGAUGAAGGAAUUCUUCAUUUUCAUUUUUCAUUAUCAAAUAUUCUUGUUAAUGAAUCAAUGGAUAAAGUAAUUAUUGUUGAUUUUUUACCUUAUAUGAAAUGGUGGUUUACAACAGAAAAUGGAGAAUUACCUUCAACAUUAAUGUUUGAAUCUGAAGACUUUAUUGCUUCUCAUAAACAAUAUAUCAUUAAUUUAGUUCAUUGGAUUUUUUAUAGAAUGAUCAUUGGUAAAAAUGCUACAAAAGAUAUUAUUCUUGAUAAUAUUCCUCAGUCUAGUUUAUUUUAUUCUACUUUGAAACGAUGGGUUAAUGAAUCUAGUUUUAUUGGAAUCAAUGCAAUGUCAAAUGAUAUUGCUUCACUUAAACACCGUAUGCUUGUUGAAGAUGAAGAAGUAUUUGAACAUCAUAAUGAAGUAAAAGAAACACAUCAUCUAGAACAAGAAGAAUUAGAUGAAAAUGGUAUUAUUGUUAAUGAAUAAUUGAACAAUUUUUAAU
Molecule: messenger RNA, 1591 nt
Organism: Entamoeba histolytica HM-1:IMSS
Lineage: Eukaryota; Evosea; Mastigamoebida; Endamoebidae
Exons: 1
Coding region: 1-1575 (524 amino acids)
Biological process (GO): protein phosphorylation
Molecular function (GO): protein kinase activity; ATP binding
Source: RefSeq, a predicted model, not a curated record